AUGUUGAACAUCAGCGACUUGCCAACGCAUCCUCUCACCUCCACAAGAUGGGAGUGUCUCCUGCAGCCGCUGUGGGACUAUCUGCUUCUGCACCACCUGCCUCUCAUCUCGUCCCCUUUCUUCCCAGUCCUGCUUGCUUUUUGCAGCUACUUCUUCUUCAGCUUACCUUUUGCAGUCAUGGACCUGUUGGGAGAAAGGGCUCCUUUAUUCCACCAGUACAAGAUCCAGCCGCAGAGGCAGCCCACACUUGGAAUGAUGGCCAGGAGCUUGCUGACAGCUCUUUUUAACCACAUCUUCUUUGUCCUACCAAGUGUGAUGGUCAGCAUGUUCAUCCUUCCUCCACCAGCGAUACCUCAGGAAGCUCCCGCCCUUCGCAACAUCUUCAUAGAUGGACUGGCUCUUCUUCUACUCUUUGACACUCAGUACUACAUCUGGCAUUUUAUACACCACAAACACAAGCAGCUUUAUCGUUUCAUCCACGCCAUCCACCACGAAUACACGGCGCCUUUUUCCUGGUCCACCGAGCACCUCAGCAUCCCAGAGCUGAUAACGGUUGGACUCUGGAGCAACCAGGACCCCGUUCUUCUCAAGUGUCACCCUCUUACAAUGUGGUGCGUCACGGUGCUCAGUAUCUGGAUGUCAGUGGAGGACCACAUUGGCUACGAUUUGCCGUGGAGCCUCAAUCGGCUGGUGCCCUUCGGCCUGCUGGGGGGCGCACCGGCUCAUGACAUGCACCAUCAGAGACCCAGCAGCAACUACGCUCCCUUUUUUAGCCACUGGGACAGAAUAUUUGGUACGGCAGUCUCACUGAGGGACAAAAAAGAUGUUAGGUUGGCUACAUAAUG
Messenger RNA from Entelurus aequoreus (snake pipefish), 845 nucleotides. Its product is annotated as cholesterol 25-hydroxylase-like protein 1, member 1. The transcript has a single exon. Gene Ontology annotation, biological process: cholesterol metabolic process; sterol biosynthetic process. Bases 1 to 843 code for a protein of 280 amino acids. Gene Ontology annotation, molecular function: steroid hydroxylase activity; C-4 methylsterol oxidase activity; iron ion binding. The record is from RefSeq and is a predicted model, not a curated record. NCBI's taxonomy places the organism in Eukaryota, Metazoa, Chordata, Actinopteri, Syngnathiformes, Syngnathidae.